Messenger RNA from Cynara cardunculus var. scolymus (artichoke), 408 nucleotides. RefSeq lists its product as uncharacterized. The coding region runs from base 1 to 408 and encodes 135 amino acids. The transcript is spliced from 2 exons. The record is from RefSeq and is a predicted model, not a curated record. Lineage: Eukaryota; Viridiplantae; Streptophyta; Magnoliopsida; Asterales; Asteraceae.
AUGAAGGAUACAAUUGGUGCACUAGACGGGACACUCAUACAUGCAGUCGUGCCUGCUAGUCAGCAAACUGCAUAUAGAGGAAGAGGAGGUGGUCAAUGCUACCAAAAUGUUCUAGGCAUUUGUGAUUUCAAUGUGAUAUUCGCAUUUGUUUGGCCUGGAUGGGAAGACAUUGCACAUGAUUCUAGAGUGCUAACCGAAGUUGCAUUUAACCCAAGUUCUGGUUUUCUUUUUCCACCUGAAGAUCAACUUUUCAUGGAGUACAACGAAGACACCAUUUUUACCAAUGAAGAAGAAAAUGUUGGAAGUCGAGAAGCGGAACUAGAUGGAUCACAAUGGGGUGUUAAUAGCACACAAUAUAUGGCUAAUUUGUGUGAUCAAAUUGCAAAUGGACUAGUUUCAAAUGUUUGA